Heterobilharzia americana is the source of this 477-nucleotide messenger RNA. Lineage: Eukaryota; Metazoa; Platyhelminthes; Trematoda; Strigeidida; Schistosomatidae. The record is from the annotation of a GenBank genome assembly.
AUGAACCUCCCCAGUACAUCCGAAAUUCAAUCAACUCAGCCAGCCAAACAAACUCUACCAGAGCAACCAGAGACUCAGCAACAAAAGCCGAUUUCAUCGCAACCACAGUCAAUUCUUUUUCCACAGCAAACAUUGACACAACAGCCGUCGCAAUUACCACAGACUCAACCAACUGUGACGCCAACUAGUCAAGGAAGAUCAAGUGUUCCGCUUUCAGAUUUUAGUCAAACUAAUCAGUUACCUGAUAUGAAGAAUCUUUUAGUUAGCCCUCAACUCCAGACACUGGAACAGCAACAAAUGGUAUUGCAGCAACCAUCCCAACAACCUGUUCAGCAAGCAAUACCUUCUAGUGCUACUGUAAUCUCAACAGUACCUCAGACAAUUCUCACUAUUUCAAGUGUUGGAGAUCAUGAUUGGAACUACAAUAAUGUUCGUGCACAAGGUUCACAAAGAAGGGAUUCAAAAACUUUGCAAUGA